GUAAACAGAUGUAUUGAUGUUUUAAACAAUAACCCGCUCUGAGUUUACUUUCAGUGGGACCUUUGUUUGUAAAUUACGUAUGACGUUUAGCUUCGUUGCUAACACAACUGAUUGUACUAGCUAACAUCGGCUAAUGUUUCCUCAGAUCAAAGAUGCACAAGAUGGUAAACCGUUCAGAACUUCCUUGUUAGUGUUAGCCGCCGAUCUGGGAGAAGUUUGCUUCUGGUUUGCAUGAUAGCCUAUCAGAGUUUGGGUUUUUAAACACAUUUCAGCAUAUUUUGUAUGUUUGUUAACCACACUGUACUUGAUAUAUAACACAAAUGCAAUGCUUAGUUAGUGUUUAAUACAAAGUUAAGUAGAUACUUCUGUCCUUAUGCAGAAGCCAACGUUAGCUAUGGUUCGUUUCCUUCUAGCAUGUAUACAGUAAGACACUGGUAAGUUGACUGCACUAUAUUAAUGAUGUUGUGUUGACCGACUUAUAUUUAAUAUGACACUAGCAACAUUUUCAUUGUACUAUCUUGUAAAGUAGCUAGAGUGGCUGGUUUCUAUCUCGUCUUUCCAAACGUCUUUGGCUAAACUUCCAGAUUCAAAAUCAGAUUGUCGUAACGGUUGUUGUCGUCACAAGCUCUUCCACUAAGUGACGCAUCAUGAAACGUGCCGGUGAUGGUGAGGAAGCUCCCGGGCAGAAUGCCUCUGCAGGCCAGAGGAAAUCUGACCAAAGUGACGGGGACAACAGUGGUUGUGACCUCGGCCAAGCUGACAUGCAAGAUGAAGACAAUAACCCGGGAAUCCGGAGGGAAAUACGGAGCAAGUACAGAGAACUCAUCCAGUCAGUGCAACAGAAUAGGGAAGACAUGCUGAGUCCCUCCAACAACAAGCUCACAGAAGUUUUAGAAGAGGCAAACAAACUUUUUAAAGAUGUGCGGCAGCCGAGAGAAGCUGCUCUGGAUGCUCAGCUCCUCGUUGUGACCACAGACCUCGGCAAGGAGAAAGCCAGCCAACUUGCCGCGGAGGGCGCUGCUUUUGAUCCCACUGCUUUCACUGAACACCUUCUGUCCUACAUGGGUCUGAACCGACUGAACGACGGGGAGGACGAGCAGCCGAUCGGAGCAGCUAUUGGCUACCUGCCUCCGGAUGCUUGGCACAAAGUGGCCCAGAGAGCAGAGAGCUGUUUCAGGGCAGCCCCCUCCUUCCACUACAUGAUGGGCUCGUUCCAUGCAGAGCCGCCUCCUCCAAAGCAAAGGAUGGAGCGGCAGAGGAAGCCCCCCAGCAAAGAAGUCAAAAGGAUAAUGCCUACUCAGCUGAAGAAAAUGGAAGGCUCCCAUCAAGAAGCGACAGAGAAAGAGGUGGAGAGGAUCCUGGGAUACCUGAAGACGUAUUACCAAGAUGAUCCAACAUCACCAAUAUCCUAUUACGAGUUUGUCAUCGACCCCAAGUCGUUUUCCCGGACAGUUGAGAACAUUUUCCACACGUCCUUUCUCGUCAGGGAUGGGCUGGCUAGGAUGUAUUUCGAUAAUUACAAAUUACCUUGUAUAGCUCCAGUGGAGGAGGGAGAGGUGGAAGCUGGAGGAUCAAGCAUCCGUAAACAGUGCAUUGUCUCCAUCAGCCCAAAACUAUGGAAGGAACUUAUAGAGGCCUACGACAUCAGGAACACAUUGAUCCAGCCUUCAAACGCGCAGCCUGAGUGAUGGACCCUGCCGCCUUUUUUGUUUGUUGAAUUGUUAGAAAUUUGCGGCCAAGAUCACUCUUGUAAAUACACACAGCAGUGACUUAUUACUGUUGCACAUAUCGAUUUCAUCUGGGCUUUUUACUGUUGUUAAAGUUUGAAUAAUAAAAGGAAAAAAAGGAGAAA
Messenger RNA from Trematomus bernacchii (emerald rockcod), 1852 nucleotides. It is a transcript of the gene nsmce4a, whose product is annotated as NSE4 homolog A, SMC5-SMC6 complex component. Lineage: Eukaryota; Metazoa; Chordata; Actinopteri; Perciformes; Nototheniidae. Gene Ontology annotation, cellular component: Smc5-Smc6 complex; nucleus. Bases 648 to 1688 code for a protein of 346 amino acids. The record is from RefSeq and is a predicted model, not a curated record. Gene Ontology annotation, biological process: DNA repair. The transcript has 11 exons.